Messenger RNA from Frieseomelitta varia, 4623 nucleotides. Its product is annotated as collagen alpha-1(I) chain-like. NCBI's taxonomy places the organism in Eukaryota, Metazoa, Arthropoda, Insecta, Hymenoptera, Apidae. The transcript has 28 exons. Bases 91 to 4602 code for a protein of 1503 amino acids. Gene Ontology annotation, molecular function: extracellular matrix structural constituent. The record is from RefSeq and is a predicted model, not a curated record.
UUUAGUUGUCCUCAGCUUCUCGAACGAAGACGCGUUGGCUCUAGUAGGAUCAGAUUAUUGGCUAUCGACUGUCGCAGCUAGUAGCUGCUCAUGGGGCUGAAAGCCCUACAGAUAACCGCGGCGUUUGUCGUGGCUCAGCUUCUUUUGCUGCAGGUUCAUUCCGUACGGAUCAAACUCAGGAAACAACGCUCUAAACCGCUGCAAGCUCAACAAUCUGCAAACGGUGAUUACGAUUACGAUUAUUACGAGAGUUAUGAUGACUACGAUGACAAAAAUGAAACUACAACUACAACCACAUCGUCACCACUUGUUACAUCUGGCGUUAACACUGCAAGCAGGGGAUUAUCGGGAGAGUACUACAGGUCUGGAUUGUCUACAGAUAUACCAGCGCAAACGACAAUUCGAAAUUUUAAUCAAGUUGGUGUAUUGCCAGAUGAGAUGCAAACAACGCCAGAAAGAAAUCGUGCAUCACCGACGGAAAUUACUCCCGGCGAAAGUAAUAUGAUUAGUGCGGUUGCUGUUCCUGGACCUAGGGGUGAACCUGGCCGACCUGGAGAUAUAGGUCGUCCGGGAGAUGCUGGAUUUCCAGGUGAGCCUGGAUUUCCGGGAAUUCCAGGGCCUCCAGGACCACCAGGACCUAUACCUGAUGUAUCAAUGUACUAUCAACAGUUGGCUUUGUCUCAAGCAAAUCAAGAUAAAGGACCAACGGGAGCAGCAGCUCCUUUAUAUGGCCCUGAAGCUUAUUUACAAAUGCAAACUGGUCCUAUUGGACCACGUGGUCCACCAGGCCCACCUGGACCACCUGGGCCGCAAGGUUUUCAAGGAAUGCGAGGAGAAUCUGGUGAACCUGGACCUUCAGGUCCUCCGGGAACGCCAGGUCCCAGAGGAUUAUCCGGUUUACCUGGAAAGGAUGGUAACAUCGGCGAAGACGGAGAACCUGGUCCUCCAGGAUCAGUUGGUCCAGCCGGUCCUAGAGGCUUGCCAGGAAUGCCUGGUCUUCCUGGUGUGAAAGGACAUCGAGGUUUUCCAGGAUUGGAUGGCGCAAAAGGAGAACAAGGUGUAUCUGGCGAGAAAGGGUCCAUGGGUGCACCUGGCCUGAUGGGACCUAUAGGUCCGAUGGGCCCUGCAGGUCCACGCGGUGAAAGAGGUAGAGAAGGUCCUCCAGGACCUCCGGGAAUUAGAGGUGUGGAUGGAAUUGUUGGACCUCCUGGGCAACCUGGUGCACUAGGUAAACCAGGUUCUCCUGGCUUUCCAGGUAAUCCAGGUGCAAAAGGAGAUCAAGGAGCACAAGGACCAAAAGGAAGUCAAGGCAUACAAGGCCCUCGAGGAGAAACCGGUCGUCCUGGACAACCUGGUGAAUCAGGACCACAGGGACCCCAGGGAAAAGAUGGAAUACCUGGAGAAAAAGGAAAUAUGGGAGCACCUGGUUUAGUUGGUGCUCCUGGUUUUCCUGGAACUCGAGGACAACCUGGAAUACCUGGCAAUCCUGGCAUUCCGGGGACGAAGGGCAUGCCUGGACUUCCUGGUGAAAGAGGAUUUAAAGGUGACAGUGGAGGUAAAGGUGAUACAGGUACACCAGGACCACGUGGUUUACCUGGACCUCCUGGAAAUGAGGGUAAACGAGGGAAAAGAGGAAUGCGCGGUCCAAUUGGUGCCCCCGGUCCUACUGGAGAGCGCGGAGCAUCAGGUGCACCGGGUCUUCCAGGACUCGAUGGUCCCGUGGGACCCAAAGGUCAAUCUGGAGAUCGUGGACCAACUGGACCAAUGGGACUAAAAGGAGCUGCAGGAGAUCUUGGUCGUCCAGGACCACCGGGUUUACAGGGUACCCGUGGAUUAAUGGGUCGCCCUGGUGCUCCUGGGAAACUAGGAAAUCCAGGAGAACGAGGAAUUCAAGGUGCUGAUGGAAAACCAGGUGAACAAGGCCCACCUGGAUUACAAGGUUUGCCUGGACCAAUAGGUCUUCCAGGAGAAAAGGGAUAUCCGGGCGAGACUGGAAAAGCUGGUGAACCAGGAAAUCCUGGACCACCUGGUCCUAGAGGUGAUACAGGAAAAGAAGGAGCCCCAGGUCCUCAAGGUUCACCUGGACCAUCAGGAACAGAUGGGGAACGGGGAGCUCCAGGGUCUCCAGGUCCUAGAGGUUUUCAGGGUUUUCCAGGUGCUACUGGUAAUCCAGGAACACCAGGAAAAGAUGGAGAACCAGGUGUUCAAGGACCACCCGGCCCAUCAGGUGCACCUGGAAAUAGAGGUGAACGAGGAUUUCCCGGUGAAAGAGGUAUACCAGGAGCAUCAGGAUUAACAGGACCAAGAGGAGAACCAGGUGUACAAGGAUUAGAUGGACCUCCUGGAUUACCUGGAGAAAAAGGAGAUAAAGGAAUUUCAGGACCACCUGGAUUAUUGGGACUGCCUGGUUUACGGGGAAUUCCAGGAGAAUCGGGUCCAAAAGGAGAAAGAGGAUCUAGUGGACCACCUGGUCCUGAAGGGCCUCCAGGGCGGAUUGGAGAACGUGGACCGCAAGGUCAAAUUGGCCCGCCAGGUCCACCAGGUGAACCAGCGGAACGAGGUGAUCCUGGUUUACCUGGACCUCCAGGAGAAGUAGGUGCUUCUGGUAAUCCAGGAGAGAGAGGACCCCAAGGAUUACAAGGAUUGCAAGGCUUUCCAGGACAACAAGGACUUAUUGGUUUACCAGGAUUAAAGGGCGACCGUGGUUAUCCAGGUCUAAAAGGAGAUCAAGGAAAUCCUGGUUCACCUGGUAGUCCAGGUGAAACUGGGCCACAAGGUCUAAUUGGUUUGACGGGAGCUAAAGGAGUACGAGGUGAACCAGGUAUUAGAGGAGAGCCUGGUAUUAUGGGACCACCAGGAGUACCGGGAAUCAUUGGUGCAACAGGUCCAUCAGGUGCACCAGGACCACCAGGUUCACCUGGACUACCAGGUAGUAAAGGUAAUAUUGGAGAAGCAGGACGACCUGGGAGUCCUGGACCCAUUGGAAGUCCAGGUUCACCUGGUGCAGAUGGAAACAAAGGAGAGAGUGGUUCUCAAGGACUACCGGGUGCUCCUGGACCUCAAGGUCCUCAAGGUUCUCCUGGUGAAAGAGGAUUACCUGGUUUACCGGGUCCUUUUGGACCAAUAGGUAGUAAAGGAGUACGAGGAGCGCCUGGUGAAACUGGCAUACCUGGGAAACCUGGAACAGAAGGUCCACCUGGACCACCUGGACAAAUUGGACCAAUUGGACCACCUGGACCACCAGGAGAAAUUGGAGCAGAAGGUCCAACUGGUAAACCUGGACCACCUGGAAUAGCAGGUCGUCUUGGAGAUAAAGGACCACCAGGAGCGGUAGGACAGACAGGAUUGCCCGGUCCUCCUGGUUUACCUGGAUCACAUGGUCAAGCAGGUCCUCCAGGACCAGCUGGAGAAAGAGGACCAAAAGGCGAAACAGGACCACAAGGCGUAGAAGGGCAACAAGGACCUAGAGGAAAACCAGGACCGAUAGGAUUAGAAGGCCCUAAAGGUGACCGUGGAGAAGAAGGCCAAAAAGGUGUGAAAGGUCAUAGAGGAUUUACUGGUUUGCCAGGCCUACCUGGGCCUACUGGGUUGCCAGGAGAGAAAGGAAUACCAGGAUUUCCUGGAUUACCUGGCAAAGAUGGUGAACCUGGACUUAGAGGUAGUCCUGGACGAGAUGGUAAUCCUGGAAUAAUUGGACUAACUGGUAAUCCAGGACCAAAAGGUCCUCCAGGUGAAGAAGGUCGUCAUGGUCCACCUGGUCCUCCUGGUCCUCCAGGACCUCCAGGUCCACCCGGUGAACUUGGUUUGGGAUAUGAUGCUGCUUCUUUAGCUGCCCUUUUAGGACAAGGUCAAACUAAAGGACCAGAUCCAUUAGUUGGUGAUGAACCACCUAGAAUUUUUAGUCAAGAUAUGACAGAAGAAGAAAGGAAGGAACUCAUUUUGAAGGCAUACAAACAAUUGAAAUCAUCAUUUCAGAAAUUUAUAAGGCCAGAUGGUAAAAAAAAUUCACCGGCCAAAACCUGUAGAGACCUUUAUACUGCUUAUCCGGAUAAACUCUCUGGAGAAUAUUGGGUGGAUCCCAAUGAAGGUGAUGCAAGAGAUGCAAUUUUAGUGUAUUGUGAUGCUAAGAAACGUGCAACAUGUUUAUUACCGAGUCCAGUACGUUCCCCAGAAAUCAAGUAUAUUACUGAUCAACCAGAAACUUGGUUAAGCGAAAUAGAAGAUGGAAUGAAGAUUACGUAUAAAGCAGACAGUAAUCAAAUUGGUUUCUUACAACUUCUGUCAACACGUGCAUACCAAAAUAUGACAUAUCAUUGCAAAAAUAGCAUAGGCUAUUUUGAUUCUGAACAAAAGACAUACAGAAAAGGUAUGAAAUUCUUAACUUGGAAUGAUGUGGAAUUAAUGCCACGUGGAAAUCAACGGUUAAGAUAUGACAUGAUAAUUGAUGAAUGCAAAGUAUACAACGGGGAAUGGGGCAAGACAACAAUUUCAUAUCAAACUGAUAAACCUGUAAGAUUGCCUAUAAUAGAUGUGGCUUUGAGAGAUAUUGGAAACUCAGAUCAGAGCUUUUCUAUUGAAAUUGGUAUUGUUUGUUAUGAAUAAUAAAUUUAACUUACACAAAUA